Molecule: messenger RNA, 1023 nt
Organism: Daphnia pulicaria
Lineage: Eukaryota; Metazoa; Arthropoda; Branchiopoda; Diplostraca; Daphniidae
Product: N-acetylneuraminate 9-O-acetyltransferase-like
Exons: 5
Coding region: 190-945 (251 amino acids)
Source: RefSeq, a predicted model, not a curated record
UUCUGUUACAUCUAUUUCUAGAAACAAAGUAGUUCCUGAUUACGAGAUUUUUUUCUAUAGAAGUAAUGAAUCGACAUUAUGUUAAAGUUUCCUUCUUUAUACUAUCUUUGUUCUACCCAAGUUUUUUAUUAAUUUACUCAUCAAUGGCUGGGGAAUUUGAAAUAACUUUACGGAAUACCAAUACAACAAAUGGCCUGUUUAGAUAUUCUGAAUCAAGAACAGAAACCUCAAAUCCCUAGGCAAAAUACUAAGGAGUUACACUUUGUUUUCAUGGGUGAUUCAAGAAUUCGACAGCAGUUUUUUAACUUCUUACGGCUUAUCCCAGAUUAUGACCAGAAAACUCAGCCAGAUCCAAUGCCAUUUAACAAUCACGAGGAUAUGGAUUUAACGAGUGCAAUACUUAAGCUGCAUGUUUCGUUUAAAUGGCGUCCUCUUAUUAAUACAAAUGUCACUGAUACGAUACGGCAAUGGGUUGAAUCCCCACCAUCGCAAAGGCCUAAUUGGAUUUUAUUAGGCAUGGAAGUUCACCAUAUGCUAACAUCCAAUGGGACAGACUACUAUCAAUAUCUGAAGAAACUAACAGAAAUUAGACCACUCUUGGAACAUUGUGCUAAAUUUAGUCAAGUAAUUUGGCUAAAUCAGUAUCCAACAAUUGACCCAAACCAAUGGGAUAUUUCUUCCGAAAAGAUUCAUCGGUACAACGAAGGCAUAAAGAGUUCAUUAAAGAAUUACAGCCAAAUUCAAAUUUGGGAUUCCAGUAAUAUUUUUGCAGAAGAAUAUGUUCGCGGCUGUCGUGUUUUUUCCGAACGAGAAACUGCUGGUAAAUAUUCUCUUCAGUAUACUUCUUGCAGAGACUAUAUACAUACUGGUUAUACAGCGCUUUCACAGGCCACUCAACUUUUAUUGAAUCAAAUUUGCAAUUUAAAGUUAGUCCAAUUAAUUUGAAGUUCAGAAUUGUUUUCAUAUCCCCUAACAUAACGGAUUUAUAAUAUCAAAUAUAUAGAUUUUAAAAUGAAUAUGGUG